UGGGUCAGUUCCCUGGCAGUAAUGGAAGGAGCUGCGUGACUUAUACCUGUGGGUAUUUUGGUCUUUAUGGGGCUUUUGUGAAUUACUAGGGAUCUGAUUAUCAACUAAGAGUUGGGUUAAUAUGGGUCUGGAUCAGGUUCGGGCAGAUGUUUGGGUUUUGGUGCACCUCUACUUUUUAGCUGCCACUUUUUUUGGAAAGAGCAUUGCCCUAACCUACUAAUCUGCACCGUAGGGAAAGGCUUUGUACCAUGAUCCCUAUGCCCAGCAGCCAACACGUGGGCCACAGGUUAAUCUCUGUCCUUCAUGAAAAGGUUUGAGAGAUCAAGUCAUUGGCUUCAUACUGUCCCUUGUUCUACAGAAUCUCACAAGUCUCAGUGCAAUGAAUGAGAAGAACCAGACGUGGGUCAGUGAGAUUGUUCUCUUGGGGUUUCAGAAUCUCCACAACUUCAAGGUUCCCCUGUUCUCUCUGUUCCUUCUGAUUUACAUUCUGACAGUUUGGGAGAACGUCCUCAUCAUAGUGUUGGUGGCCUUCAGCCGGAACCUCCACUCCCCCAUGUACUUCUUUCUCCAGCAGCUGUCCCUCUCCGAUCUACUGGAGUCCUCAAAUAUUGUCCCCACCCUGCUCCGGUCUGUAAUAAAUAGAGAGGCCAUCUUGUCCUUUGUUGGCUGUGUCACUCAAUAUUCUCUGUUUUGUGCCCCAGAAGGCUUUGAGUGUUUGCUCCUGGCAGUAAUGGCCUAUGACAGAUAUGUGGCCAUCUGCAUCCCCCUGAGAUACACUUCUAUAAUGUCCCACAGGGUUUGUGUGAAAAUAACAUUAAUGUUGUGGGCUGUUGGCUUUGGCCUUGCAGUGAUUACAGUGAAUCUAAUAGGGACACUACAGUUCUGUGACCAAAAUACCAUUAACCAUUUCUUCUGUGAUUUGUUACCUCUUCUAGAACUUUCCUGCUCAGAUACGUUCUUGGUGCAAUUGGAACUAAUGAUCGUUACUAUCCCAGUGAUUAUUUGCCCCUUUAUACUCAUCAGUGUAUCAUAUAUGUGUAUUGCCCAUGCAAUCCUAAAGAUAGUGUCCCAUACCGGGAGGCAAAAAGCCUUCUCCACCUGCAGCUCCCACUUGGCCGUGGUCUCCAUGUUUUAUGGGACUCUCAUUGCUAUUUAUGUGGUUCCCCCCAGAAACCAAUCACAGACCACAAGUAAAGUUCUCUCUCUGUUACUGACCAUAGUGAUCCCUUUGUUUAACCCAAUCAUUUACAGCCUGAGAAAUAAAGACAUGAAUGGGGCCCUCAUAGGGGACAUGAACCCCUGCUUUGCCCAAUGUUCCCACAGAUAA
Molecule: messenger RNA, 1327 nt
Organism: Xenopus tropicalis (tropical clawed frog)
Lineage: Eukaryota; Metazoa; Chordata; Amphibia; Anura; Pipidae
Gene: or11an9
Product: olfactory receptor family 11 subfamily AN member 9
Exons: 1
Coding region: 380-1327 (315 amino acids)
Biological process (GO): signal transduction; G protein-coupled receptor signaling pathway; detection of chemical stimulus involved in sensory perception of smell
Cellular component (GO): plasma membrane; membrane
Molecular function (GO): G protein-coupled receptor activity; olfactory receptor activity
Source: RefSeq, a predicted model, not a curated record